AUGCAUGAAAUAAUCACUCUGCAGCUUGGUCAACGGAGCAAUUACGUUGCCACGCAUUUCUGGAACACUCAAGAAUCAUAUUUUACCUAUUCAGCGGAUCAAGAAUCUCUAGUUGACCAUGACAUUCAUUUUCGACCCGGUAUCGGAGCAGAUGGCAGCGAAACGUUCACUCCAAGAACUCUCAUCUAUGAUCUCAAGGGUGGCUUUGGGACUUUGAAGAAGAUCAAUGCAUUGUACGAGAUAGAUGAGCCUGCUGUAUCUCAUGGACUAUGGAAUGGACCAGCAGUCGUUCAACGACAGGAAGUCAUCCAGCAAAAUGCUUACCAGCAAAGUCUUGAGGAGGGACUUGAGCCUCCACCACUCACCACUGAGUCCGUUAGAUACUGGUCAGAUUUCAACCGGGUCUACUUCCAUCCCAGAUCUAUUGUCCAACUGAACGAAUAUGAGCUGAACUCAUCGCUCAUGCCAUUCGAGAAUUGGUCGCUGGGAGAAGAGCUUUUCAACUCAUUAGACAAGGAGCAUGACCUUCUGGAUCGUGAUCUGAGGUCUUUUGCCGAGGAAGCUGAUCACAUGCAAGGGAUUCAAGUAAUCUCUGGUGUUGAUGAUGCUUGGGGAGGCUUUGCUGCCAGAUAUAUGGAUCGGAUCAGAGAUGAAUAUGGAAAGACAGCAGUUUGUGUUUGGGGCGUCGAAGACAGCAUCAAAUCUAUCCCACGGGAAAAACGCUUUACCCGGCUUUCGAACACUGCGAGAUCAAUCUCGGAGAUUGCUCCACAGGCAUCACUGUUCAUCCCAAUUACGGUUCCGACGGCCAGAGUACCUUCUUACGUUUCAAUGGACACCCGUUCCCAAUGGCAUGUAUCGGCGCUUCUCGCAACCGCCUUGGAAUCUAUGACGUUGCCAUCGAGAUUGAAGGCUCAGGGUCGAAGUCGUGAGACGAUAGAUCAGCUUAUCAAUGCGCUCAACGUCAACGGAAAUCAAAAUAUAGCUAAACUGCGAAUGAGCACAGACCAGAAGGAAGCGCUGAAUGGGAAUUCUCGACCCGGGAGAUUAGAUGUGCCUACACAGGAUAGAGACACGAGGAUGCCUUCUCAGGAUAGACACUCCGAAGAAGUUCACGAAGACAAAGAGGAUGAAGUAAGCACUUUUGAUAUGGACUUCUUCCCUCCAGAGAGCCUCGAGCAAAACCGAGGACGGCGCAACAUCAAAAAGCCCCACGUGUUCGGACAAGCUGAGAGCCACCGAGUUCCUGAGGAUGACACUACGAAUGAGACCACCGAACAAGAUGAGGGGUUUGAACGGGCGCGGCGACGAGCAGCCGGUCUACCAAUCAUCCAAAAGUCGAGAACACCCCUGCCAUUCCCCUUACUUGACAGCUUUCCCCACAUCUUCGCCCGCACUAGCUCAGGCUCGUCGCUUGGAGUGAAAACUUCUCUGUCGACUGACACGACAGUUGCCGCGAGAAUUAAAGAAUUGCAGAACAUCGUGAAUAGAGCUAUUAGUGUAGAUGAGCGUGAAGCUCUCAGUAAUUCUCUUGGUGAGAUUGCCGAGGCAUACGAAGAAGGAUGGGAUAGUGGAUCGGAUGAAGAUGAUGACUGA
Molecule: messenger RNA, 1596 nt
Organism: Mollisia scopiformis
Lineage: Eukaryota; Fungi; Ascomycota; Leotiomycetes; Helotiales; Mollisiaceae
Product: tubulin nucleotide-binding domain-like protein
Exons: 5
Coding region: 1-1596 (531 amino acids)
Biological process (GO): mitochondrion distribution
Cellular component (GO): cytoplasm
Source: RefSeq, a predicted model, not a curated record